CCACAAGGGCUUGUGUGUAAAAGCCUCAGCUGAGCGGCUUUGAGCUCACUCGUCGCCAGGGGGUUACUGAGAGCAUGGAUUAGCUGCUGCCUCGCUCUGCGCUGGGCUGCGACCAUCUCCCACGAGUAACCCCCGUACCCCGCCCCGGUAUGAGCUGGAUCUCUAGGGCUCGAGGAUGGGGAGCUGGGCCCUGAAGGUGGCUGGGGGCUUUCUGGCUGCACUGCUGCUGACCGGCAGCGGGUUCCCGUUGCUGGGCACCCUGAAGCCACGAGCGGCCAGGACUGGCAGCGAGCCCAGGCGGGCGAGGAGCCCGGCGGACUCUGCACUGGGGCUGCACCAUCACCAGCGGCACCAGAGACACGUUGCUAGAAACAACUGUGCACCUGAUGACCCCGCAGCCUUGCCAAAGCACUGCUGCCAGAAGUGCCCGGCAGGGCAGUUUAUGACGGCUCCCUGCACAAGCCGUGGCAACGACACGACCUGCGAGCGCUGCCCGCCCGGCACCUACCUCUCCUUGGAGAACCUCGAACGGGAAUGUCGAAAGUGCUCCGAGUGCCACGCGCCAGCUUCCCAGCUCGUGCUGAAGAACUGCACCGAGACCAGCAACAUUGAGUGCGGCUGUGGGGCCGGCUACUUCAGGCAGUGCACGGACUCUGUCUGCAGCGACUUCACCUGCCAGGAGUGUCGCCGGUGCAAGGGCAGGGACACCCGUCAAACCUGUUCAGAGAAGGAGGAUGCCCAGUGUGGGGACUGCCAGCCUGGCUUCUACCUGGAGGGCAGCGAGUGCCGAGCAUGUGCCACCCAGAGCCCCGAGAAGUGCGGCGAAGGGUGCGGCAGGCCAUGUGGUGGCAGCAGCCAAGGCUCUGGGCUGCAGUACAUCCUGCUGGGCCUCAUGGGGCCCCUCUUCCUGGGAGCGCUCGUCAUCUACCACAAGAGGAGGACGCUCAGUAACGAUUCCCCAGCAGCCGGUGAGGCCGCAGCAGUGAAAGACUCGACGCUGCAGCAGGCCUCAGCGUGUCCAUCUGGCGCCGCAGAAAAGCCCCUGGAGUCGCAGGGUUUGCUCCAGCUUCAGCUCAUGGAGGCAUCACAAAUGAACGGCAACGCCUGUCCAGUCAGGCCCCUUGGCGGCCAGGACACCUGGGCGUCGCCCACGGAGCCCCAGGACACAGCAAGUAAGCCACGCACUGCAGAAAGGUGCCUUGGGCCACGGCACAUCCGGCCACCCUGGCUGCUUGCCACCAUCCCAGCCCCCCACCCCGGGCACGGGGGCUGGCACAGGCACAUCAGACAGCUCAGCACUGGCGCCCCCUCAGCCCCUCCCUCUCUGCAGGCUGCUUUGCUCCUGGCUGACGCUCUGUUUCGCUGUCCGGCAGGGCCCCUCCCGGGCGUUCUCCCGCAGGGCAGCAAGCUGUACGACAUCAUCAACACGGUGCCCGUGCGGCGCUGGAAGGAGUUCAUGCGGGUGCUGGAGCUGCACGACGGCGAGAUCGAGGUGGUGGAGCUGGAGUUCGCCCAUGUCCGGGACCAGCAGUACGAGAUGCUGAAGAGGUGGUACCAGCAGAAGAACGCCACGCUGGACUCCAUCUUCUCGGCCCUGGAGCGCAUGGAGCUGGCCGGCUGCGCGGAGGAGCUGAGGCAGCGGCUGCAGAGGUGCCCAUGAGCCCGCCCAGCAGCGAGCGGCUGGCGCUGCUAGCCAGGGCUGGCUUCCCCGGCUCCCCUCUACGGGCUCUGACUUGGGAUGGGAAGGAGAAGGCCUCUCCCAGGCCAGCGGAGCCAGCCCUGCUGUCGCUGGGGGCAGGGCCUGCCAUGGCCUGGUGCUUGCAGGAGCCCUGUGAGCAGAUGUGGCUGCUGCUCUACAACCAGGAAGCUGCAUCCCUGGACCCUAGUGAGGGAGGGCAGAUCUAUGAGCGCCCUGAGCCAUGCUGUGCCGGGGCCAGCGAAGGCGCACGCCGCUCCUCUGCACAAUGGCGGCACUGGGUCGAGAGGUGACACACAGCAGGCGUCACCGCUCCCUCCCCUUCAAGGAAAGCCUGCAAGUGCCGCCUGGCUUCACAUCUCAGCCUGCGAGGAGCCGGGUGUGCGGAUGGCAGCGGUCACCCUGCAAAGGACAGCAGGGGAAGCAAUGCACCCCCGGAGCACCAGACCAAGGCAGGCAGAGGGACUGUCUCAGCAUCAUUGUCUCUAUGCUGCUGCUGAGUCACGCGUCCCUCGCCCGGCCCUCAGCCCCAGCUGGACUCCAUUUCCAAAUGGGCCUCUCCAGGGGCACAGACGCUGCCAGGGCUGGGGGGCAGAACCCCCGCCCCACAGGACGCAGGCCCUGGAGAGCCCUCUGCGCCUUCCCCAGCUGUGCCCAGUGGCAGGAUGCAACAGGCACCUCUCCCACAACCCCAGCUUUCCCUCUGAAGGGGGAAUCGGGGGCCUGAUGGAAAGGCCCCCCCCAUCCUGCUAGGUUUACAAAUCAAACCCUGCUCAGCCGGCUCCAGGCGCAGGGCAUGGAGCGCCCCCAGCUGGUUUGCAUUAAGCAGCCGUAGCUCGACUGAGCACCCCGGAGCAGCGCAGGGCCGGGGCUGGAGCACCUGCCGGCAGCUUAGUGCUAACUCUCACAGCUGGGCAGCUUCCUAGAGCCCCUUGGCUAAGGAAGGGAGCGUGUCUCCUGGCGAGUCAGGGCACCAGGCAGUCCCCUGGGCCCUGCCACUGAGUCGGGGCAGGACCCUGGGCCAGUCAGCUCACCGCUCUGGCCCCAUUUCCCCGUGCGGGAUGCUGCUAACCUGGGUCGGGCAGCGGGAGCUCACUGAGCCCCGGGGCGGGAGGCGCUGCCGCAAAGGGCUGGUUCUAGUGUCAGUGUCCAGGCUCCCCCGGAGGAGGGGGCUCAGGACCGAGCCAGAUCAGAGUUGAGCUGGGGGGGGGCUCCUGGAGCCCCGGUGCUGAGGUGACCUCGUCCUGUGCCCAGCGCUGACCCAACAACACUAGCGCCUGAAGCAGAGGGGUGACUCCGCUAGUGCUCCCUGGGGCUCCACACUGCCCGUCCCUGGGUCCCUCGCCUGGCCCCAGCCUGCCUAGCCACCCUAAGCCACCCUGGGAGGUGACCGCUUGCCCAUCUGGGAGCCUCGCUCCAGGGCUUGCCAGCUCUGCUGAAAAAGCACUUUGGGUACGUGCCUGUGUGGCCAAACUCAGGAAGAAAAGUCUAGCUGCCCCCCCACCCCAGAAACACCACGCCUCUGGCACAGAGCCUUAAAGGGGAGGGCGGCUGGGUGGCACGGCCCAGGAGACCUGCCUUGCUGGCUAGCUACAAGAUUCACCCAUCACGUGGGAGCCUUUAAAAGCAGCCUGGCUCCAUUCCUGCCACCUGGGGCCUCUGCUGGCCCCAGGUGGGGGCAGGUUUUCCAAUCCCCUGUGGCCAGCUCAGCUGCGAAUGGCUUAGUCCAGCAGCCCCCUGGGGAGGGCUGGGGCAGCGCUGCUUGGGGCGAUGGGAGCACUGUACCAGUAAGUAUUGUUACUUAGCGUCGGUAGACAUUUUAUGUCACUUAUUUGUAUUGCUGGCUCUGUCCUGCGGUAGCAGGGGCAGACCUGUUCUGUUCUCAUGCUGCAACGGGACGGUGCCUCUUCGGAGCUGGGGGGCUCCCCCAGCUACCUGAGGAGAGGUGGCGGGUUCGUACCUUAUUUAUACCCCACGUUGCCUUGAAGAAACGGAUCAGAAUCGGUUACGUCACACCCACUGCCGCUGCUUCGUGAGCGAAAAGGGGCUCAGCCCUCCUGCUGGGAAGCCCUGCCUGGUUCUCUGCUAGGGGGAGGGUCCCUGACAACAGGUGUUUGUGGUGGGGGCAGGUGGUGCUGAGCCCCAGGGGAGUUGGAGAUGCUCAGCGUCACUGAGGUCAGACUGUUGGUGCCUCAGCUCCUAGUCUAGGGACUUCAGUGAUCCCUGGCUCAGUGUACGGAGAGGGAGGAGCAGCCAGCACCUUCCUGAGCACGUCUCUCUGCUGCAGCUGGGCCUGGGAGCACGGCGCCUGGCCGCAGGCUGUGGCUGCGUGUCGCAGGGGGCUCUGCAAUGCGCACGCAAGGAGCGGCAGCGCUGUUUCUGGGGUGACUGGG
Molecule: messenger RNA, 4089 nt
Organism: Mauremys reevesii (Reeves's turtle)
Lineage: Eukaryota; Metazoa; Chordata; Testudines; Geoemydidae
Gene: TNFRSF25
Product: TNF receptor superfamily member 25
Exons: 9
Coding region: 176-1660 (494 amino acids)
Biological process (GO): signal transduction
Cellular component (GO): plasma membrane
Molecular function (GO): protein binding
Source: RefSeq, a predicted model, not a curated record